UUUAAGCACGUUGGUGAUAAGAGCGUGCGACAGCCGACAGGUGAUUGGAUCACAUCGUUUCGUCUACCUCUCAAAUGCACAAAUAUAGAAGUAAUAAAUCGCUCAAAAAAUUAUCGCAAGAAUGAAGGAACAGUGCAGAUUGGCAACAAUAGUAGUGACAGUGGCCCUAUUGUUGCAAAAGUCACAAUGUUACAGUGUCGAGAGAUAUUCUCUCCUGAUGCCAGAUGUCAAGCCCAAUAUUCCCGAGUUGUACUUGUGCACACCUGUCAAAAUGAACUCGACGUCGAGUUAUUAUAUUGUUGGAUUUGAACCCAAUGCGACGAUGAAUACGGCCCACCAUAUGAUUCUUUAUGGGUGUAAAAAACCCGGUGCUGCAAAGCCCGUCUGGAACUGCGGAGAAAUGUCACAAUCCAGUAAUGAUCUGGACACUGCUGGACCCUGCAGCGAUGGGUCUGAGAUUUUGUACGCGUGGGCGAGAGACGCUCCUGACCUAAUCCUCCCAGAGGGAGUGGGUUUCAAAGUCGGUGGUGACUCUCCAAUAGAAUACCUAGUUCUCCAAGUCCACUACGCGCACGUGGAUCACUUCAGGGGUGGAAAAACCGAUGAUUCCGGUAUAUUUCUGCGGUACACGAGGCAACCAAUGAGUAAGCUCGCUGGUGUCUUCGUCCUGGGCACAGCUGGUGGGAUACCAGCGUGGAAGGCUGAGAAGAUGGAGACAGCUUGCACCCUCAAGGAGAACAAAACUAUUCAUCCGAUCGCUUAUCGAACGCACACACAUUCUCUCGGGAAAGUUGUCGCGGGAUAUGUUAUCAGAAAUAAUUCGUGGGUGGAGCUCGGCAAGAGGGAUCCAUUGACUCCACAGAUGUUCUAUCCUGUUCACAAUAACAUGCCCAUCACUAAGGGCGACACACUGGCUGCAAGGUGCACAAUGCAGAGCAAUCGGCCCAGGUGGACGAGCAUUGGAUCAACUGGUGCAGACGAAAUGUGCAAUUUUUAUUUGAUGUAUUAUGUGGACAGUGGGGAGCCUCUCAACAUGAAGUACUGCUUCAGUGAAGGACCACCUGCGUAUUACUGGAAGUCUGCUGGUUUUGUUAAUAUACCUGAUAUCGAGGCAUCAUCAUUGUAAAUUAAUUCGUCGGGCUUGUGAUAGCACGUAAGAAAUUGAAACGAAAAAUCUGAGGCUUUUUUUGAAAGUUAUAUUGAAUUGGA
This is a messenger RNA of Diachasma alloeum, 1209 nucleotides long. It is a transcript of the gene Phm, whose product is annotated as peptidylglycine alpha-hydroxylating monooxygenase. The record is from RefSeq and is a predicted model, not a curated record. The transcript has 3 exons. Gene Ontology annotation, cellular component: membrane; extracellular region. The coding region runs from base 122 to 1126 and encodes 334 amino acids. Gene Ontology annotation, biological process: peptide metabolic process. Lineage: Eukaryota; Metazoa; Arthropoda; Insecta; Hymenoptera; Braconidae. Gene Ontology annotation, molecular function: copper ion binding; oxidoreductase activity, acting on paired donors, with incorporation or reduction of molecular oxygen, reduced ascorbate as one donor, and incorporation of one atom of oxygen.